Molecule: messenger RNA, 2732 nt
Organism: Esox lucius (northern pike)
Lineage: Eukaryota; Metazoa; Chordata; Actinopteri; Esociformes; Esocidae
Product: zinc transporter ZIP9
Exons: 7
Coding region: 512-1447 (311 amino acids)
Biological process (GO): transmembrane transport; zinc ion transport
Cellular component (GO): membrane
Molecular function (GO): metal ion transmembrane transporter activity
Source: RefSeq, a predicted model, not a curated record
GGACCUGUGGACCGGUCGGCACGGAGAGUAUCUCAAUUAUUAUUGUCUCGAUACCCGUGUUUCUUGCUCCUAUGUUCUGAAGUAAGAGAAACUACUGUGUAGACACCAACUCCUUGGUAGGCUAUUCAUGAAGCAUUGUGUUAAUAUAUGAUAAGCUUCAUGACCAAUUGGUGUCACGGUCGGUGAGGAGACGAGGAGAGACGAGUUAUCUGUUGAGAUUAACUUCGCCACGGUCACAAGUUCAGGGAGGUGACGUUUCGUCCACGGUUGAUGCAGUUCGUUUUCUAACCGCUAGGUGUCGUUUUAUAAGAGGGCUGUUGAAAAUGACAAUAAGGUUUAACGCAGCGACGUGGAAGAGUUAGCAACUAUGAAAAUAAUGUCACGCCGGUCAAUGUCUCUCGUGUGAUUACGUCGGCUUUUAAAUGUUUUUAACGGUGUAUUUAACCGUGUAUUUGAAAUGGUAUUGAAUAAUAAUUGUCAAUCUUAAUCUCAUACUUACAUAGAGUUCGCUAUGGACGAUGCAAUAGCGAUUAUUUUAAUAUCCCUUGCGAUGUUUUUCGGAUGUUUUCUACUAGGUUUGAUCCCACUUUUGUUCAAACUUUCUGAGAAAAAGCUGCAUUUCGUCAGUAUAUUCGGAGCGGGCCUUCUCUGUGGUACUGCUCUUGCUAUUAUCAUACCAGAGGGAGUGGAACUACUGGACGAGUCAUUUAGAGCCCCCUCCUGCUCCUUGGUCUCAGCAGCCAAUCAGAAUGCCAGUGACAACGGGGUCGGGGGUCAGACCGCAGGGAAUGGGGAUCCCCCCUCUAAAGGCCUUCCAGCACGGUUCUUCAUCGGGGUCUCCCUCGUGAUGGGGUUCACCCUCAUGUUCCUGGUGGACCAGAUCAGUAGCUACUGCUCCAUACAUGAUCCACGAACUGGAAUUUCCAAUAGAACCAGCAUCACAGCUACACUUGGACUGGUCAUUCAUGCUGCUGCUGAUGGUGUAGCUCUUGGAGCGGCUGUGGCUUCCUCCCAGGUCACAGUUCAAGUUGUGGUGUUCCUGGCUGUCAUUCUGCACAAGGCUCCUGCAGCGUUUGGUUUGGUUUCCUUUCUGAUGCAUGCAGGUUUAGAGAAGAAGCAGAUUCAACAACACCUGUUAGGCUUCUCUGCUGCAGCACCUGUGCUGGCUAUCAGUACCUACUUCAUCCUUAAUGAGAGUGGUGGUUCGUCCCAACACCGUCUUAGCGCCACAGGAGUAGGGAUGCUUUUCUCGGCUGGAACGUUCCUGUAUGUCGCCACAGUUCAUGUGCUACCAGAGAUCAGCUCCAGGGGGCAGCGGCAGCAGAAUUUACCCCACCUACACAAUCAUGGGACUGGGGAGCCAGGAGGCCUGGGUGUCUUGGAGAGCCUGACUUUGAUCCUGGGAGCUGGUUUGCCGGUCCUACUGGCUCUGGGUCUUCAUGACUAGUUCUCAGUCUUAUUCAUCACCCAGCUGUUGAUGACAAACAUUGGGAAAGAAUGUGAGGAAGCCAAGGAAUUGAGAUGUAUCAAGACCAAUAAGUUUAAACCAAGAAGAACUGACCACAAAUUGUUGAUACGUGCACUUUGUAGUCCACCUCAUCACAUAAUCAGAGUUUGUUGUAAUGUGGAUAUGUCGGACGCAGUAUCGCUAACCACCUUUCAAUUGAACUGAUGUGGAUUAAUUACCUGAUGUAUGGAAAAGAUUCAACCAGGCUGAUAGGAUAGGUUGAAGUAAUUGUACAAAUUGUGACAGACUUUUUGUGUAAAAUUGAUAAUGCAAAGAAUGGCGGUCAAAACGUCCUCCAGAGCAAAUAUUUAUAGAACAACAGUUCUGAAGUAAAUGUGACGGUUGUGUGGCUCCUCCCAUAACAUGCACUUUAUUAGUCUGCGGACACAGUGCGUUCUGAUGAGCCGCUGGUGCAAGGGGACGAGGUCGAGGAUCCUUUACGAUAAACGUUGAGGUUCUCAACAGGUCCAUUCCUGGUUGUUGUUGAACUGCCCAAAAUAGUCGUGUCGUUAUUAAUGUCAUUAUGUAAACUAACUUACCCCCACCAUGUCCACAACCUGUUGGCAACAGCAUGGGUGCCUCAACCAGAAAGGGCACAUUAGCAGUGGUCAGGGACAAAUCAUCCAUAGAUCCCAUAGAAUCAUCCAUAGAGUUCCUGGCCCACACUGGUCUACUGGUCUGAAGCCAAUGACUGCGUACUGGUGAAUGGGACUGAAUCCAGCCUGCUGCCAUAUUUCUGUCCAAUAAGGCUUUUAAAUGAUCCAGGAAGUAGUACUAUAAAAAUUAUUUCUUUAGAUUUGUUGUGUAUCACGGCGUGCACUGGUUAUUUUCCGCAAAAACAGAUUUUACUUGAAAACCACUAUUGAUGUAAACAUUUUAAUGUUUUUCUUUCAUUUUAGUCCAGGACUAGGCUUAAUCUAUGUCUGUGAAACCUGCCCAACAUGUUAUAAUAUAUUCUGUUCUUUGAUUACUGAAUGGAUGGCGUUGCACGCUACCCUUGGUCGGGGCCGAGCAUGCGUUGUUUGUGCGGGAGAAUGUCUUGCCUAGUUGGUAAUUUUUUUUAAAUUAACAAUUGGGUUGGUUUGAAAGACUGAGAAUAUAUCCCGGAAUUGGGCCAUUUGAAAGGAAACGUUUCUUUACUUGUUCUUUGUGCUAUUACAGUUUUUUUCCCCUGUUUUGAAUAUGUAGGACAUAAAAAUAAAAUAUGAACUCCAUGAUCUAUGAA